AUGUCGAAUAUCCGGACGAGCUUACCCAUUCCCACACAGCCUUGGGAUGCUGCCAAGGCCAAGUUCCUAGACGGGUUGUCGCCGCAAGAGAUACAGCGAUUCAAAGAUGCGACACUCGAAAACCUGUUUUACGAUGCCAGUUCGGUUCAGAAGAGACAUGCACACGAUAGCAGGGUCUGGCUGCUCCAAGAGCGGCUUUCCUCGCUUACCGACGCCAUUGAGGAUUAUGGAAAGGCUCUCGACGUUUACGCAAACACAUAUGGGCCUGUCAUGAGUCCGCUGUGGGGAAGUCUUAGAGUAGUCUUACACAUCGUGAGCGAAGCUGGUAGGUUCCAGGAAAGCGUAGUGGAAAUGUUGGCACAGAUUGGUGAUGUGCUCCCACGCUUUCGCAUAUACGAGACGCUGUUCAAAAACCACGAACGGCUGCUUGUAGCAUUGUCAACCGCCUUCCUAGACAUACUACAGUUUUGCGUAAUUACGAAGGACUUCUUUGCAAGAGCGAAGAGAUCUAUGAUACCCCUUUCAAUCGUGCUAAAAGGCGCUUGGAAAUCCUAUCGUCGUGACUUCGAAACCUGCAUGAUUGGCUUUCGUACGCAUACCAAGCGAGUUGAGAAGGAAGCCGGUCUGGCACACAUGAUAGAAUCUGCGAGAAGUCGUGAAAUUGAGUUGGCAAAUCGCGCUCUCCACAUCCGAAACGGGAAACUUCAACGGCGACACAGGGUACUGGCCACACUGCCUUCUGUGGACUACUCAACCAAGCACCUGAAGUUGUCUAAUCUUCGACACCCUGGUACCAAUAACUGGCUCUGUACAACACCACAAUACUUGUCCUGGUUUGCCAAAGCGACGUCGGAUUGUUUAUGCUGCUAUGGAAUUCCUGGAUCUGGAAAAUCGGUGCUUUCAGCGAGUCUGGUAGAUCAUAUUCAAGACGUCACGGCAAACGAUACGAAAUCCAUCAUCUGUUACUACUAUUGCGACUACCUGGACAACGCGUCACUAGAGCCUUAUCGUUUGCUCGCUUCGAUAAUCAAACAGAUCCUUGAGCGAUUGCCACUGGAUCAUUUCGACGACACUUUCAAGAGCCCUUUCCAAGAAGGCCAAACUGCGCCGACCCUGUCAAGAAGCUUGGCAUACUUUCUCAAGCUCCUUCAGUAUUUCAGGACAGUUUACCUUGUCAUCGAUGGGAUUGACGAGCUUGCCCCCAAUGACCAAGUUACUGUCUUGGAUUCGAUUGGCAGCAUUCUUCGCCAUCCCUUCGUAAUUGCAAGAGUUUAUGUUGCCAGCCGCUUGGAAGAAGACCUAAUUAGGAGAACCUUGAAACCUUAUCCGACUUUGCGACUGACGAAAGAUUGCGUUCGUGGAGACAUUGCUUUAGUCAUUGACGAGCAGAUCCGGUCCACUGUCACAAGACAGAAUCCAUUGCUGGCAGAUGAAAAUUUGAGACAAGAAGUUGUCAAUGCUCUUGUGUCUCGCGCUGAUGAUAUGUGA
This is a messenger RNA of Dothidotthia symphoricarpi CBS 119687, 1488 nucleotides long. RefSeq lists its product as uncharacterized. The coding region runs from base 1 to 1488 and encodes 495 amino acids. The record is from RefSeq and is a predicted model, not a curated record. The transcript is spliced from 3 exons. Lineage: Eukaryota; Fungi; Ascomycota; Dothideomycetes; Pleosporales; Dothidotthiaceae.